UCUUCCCAUUCCCAGGCAACCAAGCCCAGCUCUCCAAACACAUAUAAGGAGAAAUAUCCCACUCCCACAUCACAGGGGGCUCUUGAUCUCCUUCCAUCUCUGCUCGUCUCUCCCUGCUUCGUAACUUUUGCCAUCCUACCUUUUGCCAUCCUCCCAAAGGAGCCACAAUGAACCGGCAAUUCAGUUCCAGAUCAUUUUCAACAGGUGGAAGAAGGGGCUAUUCUGUUUCUGGCAGUGGCUUCCGAAUGGGCAGCUCCUCAGCUUCCGUGGUUCCUGUUGGAGGAGUGGGAGCCUUCAGCGGUGGCUUUGGCAGCAGAAGUCUCUACAACCUUAAUGGAAGCAGGCGGAUAUCCACGGGCCUAGUUUCUGGUGGAGGUGGUGGUGGUCACUUUGGAGGAGGCUUUGGCGCACGAAGUGUUGGGGGCGGUCUAGGAUUCAGCAGUUUUAGCAGCGGUUAUGGAGGUUAUGGUGGUGGGGUAGGCUUUGGUGGCGGCGUUGGCCUGGGCAGUCAUGUUGGAGGCUUUGGUGGUGGUGGUGGAGGAUAUGCGCUUGCAGGCCCUGCUCCCUGUCCAGCACCGGGACGAAUCCACAAUGUCAUUGUAAACAAGAGCCUAUUGGCUCCUCUGCACAUGGAGGUUGAUCCUGACAUCCAGAGGGUCCGAGUGCAAGAGAGGGAACAGAUCAAGACCCUCAACAACAAAUUUGCCUCUUUCAUUGAUAAGGUGCGAUUCCUUGAGCAACAGAACAAAGUGCUGGAGACCAAAUGGGACUUGCUCUACCAGCAGGGCAGCCCAGCUCUGAGGGACAACCUUGAGCCGCUUUAUGAGGCUUACAUUGACACUCUCCGAAGGCAGCUUGACCACCUAGUCAAUGAUAAAAACCACCUGGACAUUGAGCUGAAGAACACACAGGAGCUUGUAGAGGAUUUCAAGAACAAAUAUGAAGAUGAAAUUAAUAAACGUACAGCUUGUGAAAAUGACUUUGUGGUGCUCAAAAAGGAUGUGGAUGGCUCCUACAUGCACAAGAUAGAUCUGGGAUCCAAGGCCGACUCCUUGACUCAGCACAUCCAGUUCUUAAGAGCACUCUUCGAUGUGGAACUGACUCAGGUACAGGCACAGGUUAAAGACACCAAUGUCGUCCUACAAAUGGACAACAACAGAGAUCUGGACCUGAACAGCAUCAUUGCUGAAGUGAGAGCUCAGUAUGAAGAUAUUGCCACCAGGAGCAGAGCUGAGGCAGAGGCUUGGUACCAAAAUAAGUUCCAGGAACUCCAAACUACAGCUUUCAAACACGGCGAUGACUUGAAAUCCACGAAAGAUGAGAUCGCAGAGAUGAGCCGGCUUGUCCAAAGACUUCGCUCUGAAGUUGAAAUUGUGCAGAAAGCUAUUAAUGGCCUGCAAUCUUCCAUAGCAGAAUGUGAACAGCGCGGGGAAAUGGCCCUCAAAGAUGCCAGGACAAAACUGCUCGACCUGCAGACUGCCCUGCACACGGCAAAGGAUGAGCUGGCUCGUCUGCUGCGUGACUACCAGGAACUGAUGAAUGUGAAGCUGUCCCUGGAUGUUGAAAUUGCUACAUACAAGACACUGCUAGAGGGAGAGGAGAUCAGGAUGUCUGGAGAAUUCACAACCCCUGUUAACGUAUCUGUGGUCAGCAGUUCUAGCACCAUCAGCGGUGGCGGUGGAGGAGGAGGAUAUGGCCUUGGAGGCGGAAGCGGAUACAGCAUUGGAGGAGGAAGUGGAUAUGGUGUCGGAGGUGCAGCAGGAAGCGGAUAUGGCACCGGAGGCGGAAGUGGGUUGAGCCUUGGCGGUGGAGGUGGCGGGAGCUAUGGACAUGGCCAUGUCAGUGCUGGAGGAGGAAGAGUCAGCAGAAUUAGUACCGGAGGCAGUUUAAGCGGUUCCGGAAGCCUCACCGGUGGAGGAUAUGGCUAUGGAGGAGGCAGUUCAAGUGUGAAGAUCGUACAUUCCUCUUCAAGCAAGAGAAUGAGCAGCUAAGGUUUCCUUGCUCACACCCUCCAAAAGUACGCACCAUUCCUUGCUUCAAGAAAACAAAGAUUCUCCCCCAAUUAUGUAUAUCCCCCUCAAAGCCCAUAACGCACACUUACCAGUGAUUUUCACCUGUAUAACUUUCCCCUCAACAAUGCAACAAGGAAAGUGCCAAAUAUUCAAUUAUUUGGUUUAUGCCACUCUUUGUAGUUACAGAACAGUACAGCUAUCUCCGAGAUCAUUGCCUCCUUAAUGCUCAAACUAAUGAUAAAAAUUUUCAGAGCUUGGACUGCCUAAGAAAGGAAUUAUCAGGCAUCAAAGCUAAUAAUCUUGUCCUGUUAGGACUAAUUGAGUUGGGGAUCUUAACAUCAGCUCCAGCACCCUUCCUGACCCAACCGAACAAAUCUAAUCAAGACUGCACCAUUAAUUUAAGCAAUAAUUCAAACAACUCGGAGAUAUUAAGUAAAGAAUGGGAUUCGGAGAGACAGGCAGGUGCCCUUCUACAAGUCUGGGCAAGAAAGGAUUUGCCCCUUCCAAACCAAAUAGCUAUAGAAGACUAUAGCUCUUUGAGUCAUGAUGAGAAAAGUUAGCUGGUGCAACUUUGUACCAGGCUGUAGACUGGAGAAGCUCAGGCUUGAAUAUGUAGGCAUAUUUAAAAGAAGAAAAUGAAUUCCUAAAUUAAUGUUAAGGAGGAGGGUUUCUUGUUCAGUUUUCUCAUUGGCAUGCUAGUUUUGUGUGGACAGGGAGGCUUUGUAAUAAAUGGGAAGCAGUUAAAUAUGUGCUUGCUCUCCUCACCCAAGCAAAGGGCUGAAGUGGUACAGUACAGGAGAAAUUGUAUCACGCGACAUGACUGUUCCAAUAGUGUGGGGUCUUCAGCCCAAUGCUCAGUCACAAUAAGGCUGUAGACAGUUGCUUUUUCCUUGCACUCUAGUUUUCUCUGUUGAUACUUGAUCUUCUCAACCCAUGGGGUGCUUCUUCCAGAGCACUCUCCUUUUCGUUACUUGUACAGUUGCAUAACUCUCAAGCAAACUGGUGCAUAGCCUUGUUCCAGAAUUUCUCUUUUCUCACCUAAGUGGCUCCUCCCCAGGCCCAUUUCGUAGCAAAGAAAAGGAAUGCCCGGAAGCGAAAUGAGAAAUAAAUAAAUGUGGUGGUGCAAAACAACAGAAGUGCUUUAAAAAUAAUAAUUGUGUUGUAUAUUCCAUUUUGAAACACACAGUCUGUUAAACAUUGCUAACAAUAAGCUACAAUUCAAGUAUUCAACAAUUUCAUUGGCCGUUCCGUGAGACUGAUGAAGUAUGCUCUUGUCUAUGGAAGCUUAUACUGCAAUAAAUCUGUUAGCUUUUAUGGUA
Messenger RNA from Zootoca vivipara (common lizard), 3331 nucleotides. Its product is annotated as keratin, type II cytoskeletal 75. Gene Ontology annotation, molecular function: structural constituent of skin epidermis. The record is from RefSeq and is a predicted model, not a curated record. Lineage: Eukaryota; Metazoa; Chordata; Lepidosauria; Squamata; Lacertidae. Gene Ontology annotation, cellular component: keratin filament. Gene Ontology annotation, biological process: intermediate filament organization; keratinization.